CCUCUGGGUCCCCUCUCUCUCUCCCUCUCUCUCUCUCUACCCCCCCCUCUCUCAGUCUGAGGCAGUUGGUUCGCUCCGCUGUGCCGUAUGUGUCUGGGAUGCAGCAGUGAAAGAAAGAGAGCUGAAAGAGUGAGAGAGACAGAGAGAGAGAGAGAGAGAGAGAGAGAGAGAGAGAGAGAGAGAGAGAGAGAGAGAGAGAGAGAGCUGUUAUUUAGGUCUGUUACAGCAGACAGGGAGCAGCUCGCCCUAGGGCAGGGGGAGACGAUAAAGCAACACUGAACUCAGAACAGCACAUUCAGCUACAGAUACAGCCAGGCAGGAACCAGCCCUGCAUUCCAGCUGAGAGGAAGGGAAAGAAGGUAUAGAAACUGAAGUGCCAGCAGGAAAGUAUAGAACAAACGGCAGAGAGAGAAAGAGAGAGAGAGAGAGAGAGAGAGAGAGAGAAGGAAGGAAGGAAGGAAGGAAGGAAGGAGAAGGUAGCAGCAACACAUCAACACAAGGGUUUGAACCGGGACCUUCACUGCUGCUACUGUUGUUGUUGUUGUUGUACUACGGUAAGGUGACCUAACUACUCCAGGAACAAGGAAGGGGGGGUACAGCAGCAGGUUUAACCUGUGUGUUCUCAGGAGGUAGGGACUAGGGAGGGGGUACAGUAAAAGGAGUUUGAAAGCUCCACCACCAUGUUUGACUGUAUGGAAGCUCUGGGGAUGGGCCCACGCCAGCUAUAUGAUGUCACCAGCCGGGGUGCGUGCAUGCUGCGGAAGGCGAGCCCCUUCUUCGCAGGGCUGGACCCCUUCGCUUGGACCGGCAGUGCCAGCGUUCAAUCGGUGGAGACCCAGAGCACCAGCUCUGAGGAGAUGGUCCCCAGCUCUCCCUCUCCACCUCCCCCACCACGCAUCUACAAACCCUGCUUCGUGUGCCAGGACAAGUCCUCUGGAUACCAUUACGGAGUCAGCUCAUGUGAGGGCUGCAAGGGUUUCUUCCGACGCAGUAUCCAGAAGAACAUGGUGUACACCUGCCACCGAGACAAGAACUGCCAGAUAAACAAGGUCACCAGGAACCGCUGCCAGUACUGCCGACUGCAGAAGUGCUUUGAGGUCGGCAUGUCCAAGGAAGCGGUGCGUAAUGACAGGAACAAGAAGAAGAAGGACGUGAAGGAGGAGUUGGUGUUGCCAGAGAGUUAUGAGUUGAGUGGAGAACUGGAGGAGCUGGUCAACAAAGUCAGCAAAGCCCACCAAGACACCUUCCCCUCACUGCUGCAGCUGGGCAAAUACCACACCAACUCCAGUGCAGAGCAGCGCGUGCAGCUGGACCUGGGGCUGUGGGAUAAGUUCAGUGAGCUUUCCACCAAGUGCAUCAUCAAGAUCGUGGAGUUUGCCAAGCGCCUCCCCGGCUUCACCACCCUCACCAUCGCUGACCAGAUCACCCUCCUCAAAUCAGCCUGCCUGGAUAUCCUGAUGUUGAGGAUCUGCACCCGCUACACUCCAGAGCAGGACACCAUGACCUUCUCAGACGGGCUGACCCUGAACCGGACCCAGAUGCACAACGCAGGCUUCGGCCCGCUCACAGACCUGGUGUUUGCCUUUGCUGGCCAGCUGCUGCCUCUGGAGAUGGACGACACAGAGACGGGCCUCCUCAGCGCCAUCUCCCUCAUCUCUGGAGACCGUAUGGACCUGGAAGAGCCCCAGAAGGUGGACAAGUUGCAGGAGCCCCUCCUGGAGGCCCUGAAGAUCUACGCCCGUCGCAGACGCCCCAACAAACCCCACAUGUUCCCCCGCAUGCUGAUGAAGAUCACUGACCUCAGAGGCAUCAGCACUAAGGGGGCAGAGAGAGCCAUCACUCUGAAGAUGGAGAUCCCAGGCCCCAUGCCUCCUCUGAUCAGGGAGAUGUUAGAGAACCCAGAAGCAUUCGAGGACCAAACAGAGAGCAGUGGAGAGAGCUCCCCACCUCCUGCCCCUCCACCCAUUCCACCAGCCUCCUCCAAGCCCCCCACCACCAUGAAGACUGAGGCUGAGGACGAGGAGGACAGCUGGGGGACAGAGCCUUCCCCAGAGGAGGAAGAUGAGGAUGACUAUGAUGAUGGGGAGGAGGAGGAUCGGGACAGGGGCUCGGACAGCGAGGGUGAAUCCUGGGCUCUGGAGGGUAGCAGCGAAGGGGCUAGGAAGAACCAUGCCGGGAGGGCGCAGUGAGGAGGAGAGCUAUCACAGAUAUGCAGACUCUACACUCAAACACACACACUAACUGACGUAAUCAAACACACACACACAGAACAGGACAGA
Molecule: messenger RNA, 2279 nt
Organism: Oncorhynchus kisutch (coho salmon)
Lineage: Eukaryota; Metazoa; Chordata; Actinopteri; Salmoniformes; Salmonidae
Product: retinoic acid receptor gamma-A-like
Exons: 8
Coding region: 681-2189 (502 amino acids)
Biological process (GO): cellular response to corticotropin-releasing hormone stimulus; retinoic acid receptor signaling pathway; regulation of transcription by RNA polymerase II
Cellular component (GO): transcription regulator complex; nucleus
Molecular function (GO): zinc ion binding; nuclear glucocorticoid receptor binding; RNA polymerase II cis-regulatory region sequence-specific DNA binding
Source: RefSeq, a predicted model, not a curated record